GAGAGAGAGAGACGCGGGAGACGAGGGAGGCUGUAAGUCAGUCAGAACACGAACAACUGAUGACAGAAGGAUACAGAGAUAAAGAGAAAGUCAGGUGGAAGAAAAAUGCUGACAUGUGUGUGAAAGAUCUGCAGACAGCUGAGCUGAAUCUGCACAGGAGGACAAAAAGGAUGGGAUUUGUGCUGUCUUCAGAAGUGGGUCAACACCUGAGACGGAGCUGAAAGGAGCAGCAGACACUGAGACAGUUUUGUCCAACUAAAAGAGCACAAGAGGGGUGAAACAAGCUGGAGACACAAGACACACAGGAAUGCAGUAUUAUAAAGAAAACACAUUCACUUUCUGUCAGCUGAGACAGAUACAGCUUAUUUUUCCAUAUUGCUGCUUGCGUGCUUUAUACUUCACAGUGUGUACACUCUAAGUUAUUCAAAUUCUAGACCAUUUAAAUCUUAUUUUCAAAAUGGAUUGUCAGCCACUUUCUCGUUGUUGAGCAGCACCAUUUUACUUCUUGAUAAACAAACUUUCUUACAACUCUGAACUGGUUUUACAGGUUACAUGUGGACCGAUUUCACAAAAUUUACCCUGCUGCUGGAAAUCUAGUCUGGUGACUGACUGUAGCUCUCACUGGAAUUUUUUUUCUUUUCAAUGAAACUUCUAAACAGAAUAUCAUUUUUGAGGAUUCAUUUUCAUAUGUCUGACACAGCCUUUAUUUGGGACAACUGAGCAUCUCUCGGCCUCAAAGUCCAAGCAUUCCAAGUGAUCUACAGUAUAUAAGUGGGGGAUCAUUUCCUCCAUUCUCAAACGUUCACAUCGACAGAAAAACACUCUGCUGUGCCUCCACCAUGCAGAGCCCGGGACCUGAACAUGAUGAUUCAUUUGAUUUCUUAUUUAAAAUCAUCCUGAUUGGUGACUCUAACGUAGGGAAGACCUGCGUGGUUCAGAAUUUCAAGUCAGGAAUUUUCUCAGAGAAACAACAGAACACCAUUGGAGUGGAUUUCAGUGUACGAACACUCGACAUCGAGGGGAAGAAAGUUAAGAUGCAGGUGUGGGACACAGCAGGUCAGGAGAGGUUUCGUACGAUCACUCAGAGCUACUACCGCAGCGCUCAUGGUGCAAUCAUCACCUAUGACAUCACACGACGUCCCACCUUUGACUCAGUCACACACUGGAUCAAGGAGGUGGAGCUCUAUGGAGCUUCCAAUGUAGUGUUGGUUCUCAUAGGCAACAAAUGUGACCUGGAGCAGGAACGGCAAGUCCAGUUUGAGGAAGCCUGCCACCUGGCUAAAGACAGAGGCAUACUAGCUGCUCUAGAAACAUCUGCAAAGGAGAGUCAGAAUGUGGAGGAAGCCUUCAUGAUGAUGGCCAGAGAGCUGUUGGGUCGCAAUGGCCUUCAUGUCCAGCAGGAGGACAUUAGGAGCAACAACACACCUGGAGUCCUUCUCCGAUCCAACUCUCGGCCAGUAAACGGCAACGUAGGGGCAUACAUGCCACCUGAGAAGAAGACAUGUUGCUGAUUCACACAUGGAUCGGACAGGGGAGAUGACAGGUGACCGAUUUUGGAGGAGGAGGAAUGGAAAAAAGCUCAAAGACGCACAGAUGUGGAUUAUUGGCCUCAAAGGCCUCAAGGACCUUAAAAAAGUAAAAAGUAUUGCAAAAUCAAGGACAAGGAGGUCAGAACAGGCAUGUUUUGUAAUGGCAAUCAGUGUUGGGUACAGUUACACUGAAUCAAACUCAUUUAUAUCAACUAUACCUGCAAAAUCUGUGGGACUGUUACUAUUCAAGUUUCCUCGAAGUUUGCACUAUCAAAAAUAAUCAAAAUCUGACUUGAAAACUAAAGCAAUGCUGUCUUUUUGCUUGAAAUGAACAAUAUAUACUGGGCCUUUCUUACCUUCAGAUCUGCAUAAUCUAAAGGUCACAAAAUUGAUAAAACACAGAAUGUGAACUCAUUGGUUAUUGUAAAAUGUUACUGCUAUUGACCAUGAGAAGCAGGUUAUUGGAAUCGGUUGAAAAAAAUCCACAUGGUGCAUAUCUACUGUACUUUUUGCUUCACUCUGCCGUUAAAACUUCUGAAAUGCUGGGAAAGUCUGUAGUGCAUGAGACUCAGAGUAUUUCACCCAAGUGACCUCUUCUGGUGCCUCUAUGACGAGCUGUGAUCCUCUGCUGCUGCACUGUGGGUGAAAAUGUCCUGGAGAACCCGUCAAGAGGCAGAAGACUGUGAAUUCUACGUUUUUGUGUGACUUUAUCUUUCAUUCUUCACAUUUAUGAUCACUAUCAUGUAUUACGUUGUUAUAAAUGGGCUGUGAAUGUGUUCUGAAUGGGCUCUCACGAUUUCUGAUCAGUUGAUGUGAUGAAGCAGGACAAAGUUUGACUUUCUGUGCAAAACAAGGGUUCUGUAAAGACUUUAAUUUGCACUUGCUGAAGUAUCUUAGGAAAUUGUUGGGCCUUCAGGGGACCACAUUGUGAUCAGUGUCUAGCUAAUGGGAUCCUAAUAAACUAAACUAAACACUAACAGGACUAGAUGACUAUUGCACAUAAUCUCUAACUGUGGGUUGGUUGCUCGUGGACUUAGACUAAAAAACCAAGGUGAUUUAACACAUCUGUGACUGCAUUAAGAAACAAUUAACUACAUUGACAUGCAUGCCCAUAAACAGAAACAAUCACCUUCAGUCACCUUCAAGGCUGAACUUUGCCAAGAUCACUUCCUGCCAACACAACAGUGAAAUUGAUGAAGUAAUGGAGCUGACAAGGCUUACAUCCAGGAUACAAUCUGUCUUUGUGUGUAAUGCCAAGUUGGCACGCCUUAUUUAAACAAUAACCCGGAUGUCUUGCACUGAUUGAUAUUUUCUUAAACUGAUACUUUUAAUCUGCCUUAAUGUUUACUGGUUUGGGACAAUCCAGGUGAAGAGUUGUCCUUUAAUCCAAAGUGAAAAUUCUGUCAUCAUCAUAGUUUAAACAUAGCUCUAGAGUCUAUAGUUUCUCAGGAACUUUGAGCAACUAAAAGUUUUGCAACAUUAAAUAAUAUGGUCCAUGUUCUGAUCCUCUACUGACAGCAGACAAUUUAUAUAACCUGGUUGUAAAUAUGACCAAAAAUGUGGCAAACCACGAAAGGAGAGAGAAUCUGCAUACUAUUGUGCAUUGGUCUCCUGCACACUGGGUGGCGCUAGCUGACCAUCAGGAAAACUUCCCUUGGCUCCCAGAAAAAAAAAAAGUCUGUUUCUUGAAUACAUGUCAUACCUUUUAUAUGCCGCAAUGUAAGGGUCAGGAGUAAGUUGUUUGAUUUGGAUGGCAAACACAAAAAAAACCUUGGCAAUUAGAGACUCAAUUUUCCAUCAUUGUCAAUGAUAUGAAACCAUUUAACAAUUUGGCAAUUUGACUGAUAAUUAUCAGUUAUGAAACAACUGGCAGAUUCCCAUCAAAGUGUCUGGAAACUUAAAUGACCUCAUUAAAACCAUGAGUCACUGUAUGACCCAAUGCAUCUGCUUCCCAUCAUAUUUGAUGACAAACUGGUUGCACUGCAGGUAAACAAGUUCACUGUGUCUACCUGCUUUCUAGCUUGAGCCAUGUCUGUCCAUCACUUAGGUAAAAGAAAUUUCCAGGAAAAAAUUUAUUUAUUAAAACAAGUUGACAAUGUCACAAUGUUGACAAUGUCACAUUAUUUAUACAAAAGAGACCAAAAGCUACUUUCUUUGAAGAAAAAAGUAUCCUGAACUCAUCAUCGAAAUAACUAACUGAAAAAAGAGCACCUGCAGUUCACUGUGUGGAAAACCCAAAGAGUCAUUUUUGUUGGGGUUAUCAGAUCUGAUACAGACUGGACUGGGAAUGUUCUGCACAAAG
Messenger RNA from Scatophagus argus, 3831 nucleotides. Its product is annotated as ras-related protein Rab-19-like. Gene Ontology annotation, molecular function: GTP binding; GTPase activity. Bases 840 to 1511 code for a protein of 223 amino acids. The transcript is spliced from 5 exons. The record is from RefSeq and is a predicted model, not a curated record. Lineage: Eukaryota; Metazoa; Chordata; Actinopteri; Scatophagidae. Gene Ontology annotation, cellular component: trans-Golgi network.